Molecule: messenger RNA, 1054 nt
Organism: Notechis scutatus (mainland tiger snake)
Lineage: Eukaryota; Metazoa; Chordata; Lepidosauria; Squamata; Elapidae
Source: RefSeq, a predicted model, not a curated record
UCUGUCCCAAGGUCUGAAAAUAGCUUCCUGUUAAAAACAUGGCAGCCGCUGUGGGUAUGUCAAAACAGCCCCUCUCUCUGCUCUCUUGCAGCAUAAAGCUUGCCCGGUUCCAGGAUGGAGAUUUCUUCCCACCAAUCCCACCUCCUGCAGCAGUUAAAUGAGCAGCGCCAGCAGGACCUGUUUUGCGACUGCAGCAUCCUAGUGGAGGGGAAGGUCUUCAAAGCCCACCGCAACGUCCUCUUUGCCAGCAGCGGCUACUUCAAAAUGCUCCUCUCCCAGUGCUCCAAGGAGGCCGGCCAGCCCGCCACCGCCACGUUCCAGGCCUUUUCCCCAGAGACCUUUUCUGUGAUUCUGGAUUUUGUGUAUUCAGGCAAACUCUCCCUCACUGGCCAGAACGUGAUCGAGGUCAUGUCGGCCGCCAGCUUCCUGCAGAUGACCGACGUCAUCAGCGUCUGCAAGACGUUCAUCAAGUCCUCCCUGGACAUCAGCGAGAAGGAGAAGGACCGCUAUUUCAGCCUCUCGGACAAGGAGGUCAGCUCCAACGGGGUGGAGCGCUUGUGCCUAUACAGUGCCGGCUGGAGAGCGGAGUCCAGCCCCCCCCGUUCCCACCUGAGCCCCGACCGAGGGACCUGCGUGGUCAACAGCAACUCUUGGACAAACUUCAGCUACUAUCCACCUGGUCCAAGAGCCACCCAGCCUCUCUCCAAGCACGACCAGAGGCAGGAAUCCCUGAGGAAGGGCAGGCACCUGGGGCUGGCCCAGCCUGCGGACGGCCCCCCCUAUAAAGCGAACAAGCUGGAAGACCGGGCUUCUGCUGAGCAGGCAAGCCACGCUCCUCCCUCUGAAGAGGAGCUCCAGGUGGACUCGGAAGGGGAUUCCUGUCCCGCCAGCUACCAGUACGGGCAGGGCUCAGAUGCCGUCGCAAGAGGGCUGGCUGUGCCUCAGCACGAGCACGAAUUGCCCCAUUCUGCCAGCAAGUCCAAGUCUUCCAAAGCCGAAGAGCCGUACCCCAGCAUGCCCUCCGUCCUGGGGGUCAUGGGGAACUGGGCUGAGG